Paramecium pentaurelia is the source of this 486-nucleotide messenger RNA. The record is from the annotation of a GenBank genome assembly. Lineage: Eukaryota; Ciliophora; Oligohymenophorea; Peniculida; Parameciidae.
AUGGUCUUAGUGGAACUGUUCAAUCUUUAUGCUUCUAGCUCGAUUGUGCUACAUUUGCAUCAGGUGAUAAGUCCAUUCGGUAAUGGGAUUUUUAGACAGGAUAAACAAAAGCAAAAUUCGAUGGUUAUAAUGGAAGAGUUCUCCCAGUUUGUUUUUCUCCUGAUGGGAAUAUACUAGUAUCAGGUAGUGAUGAUAAGUCUAUUCAUUUAUGAUAUAUUAAGACAAGAUAAUAAAUUCGACCUUUUUAUAAUAAUUAUGAAGAAAUUUUAGCAUUAUUCAAAAUCCCCUAUCAAUAUAAAAUUCUCUUUUGGAGGAUAAUAUUUAUAUUUUAAACUUAUUUAGUCACCAAGAAUAUUUCUAUUCUUCUUAUAUCUCAAUAGGCAAAAAAGAGAAUUUAUUAGUUAAUCAGAUAUUGAUUUAAAAAAAUUAUUUUAACAAAAAGGAGGUUUCAAUUUGGAAAGUUCAUUAGAAUUAAAUUAACGAUGA